AUGUCUGAAUCACAGAUUAUUGAAAAUAUUCAAGUGUCUUCUAAAAACAGUUAUGUAAUAGAAGACAAAAAUGAUGAAGCAUUUGACUUGCUAAUGGGAUUACCACCAGCUAUUAAUUCUCUUACUUCAGUUAUACCAUGCGGUUGUAAAAAUUUACAACGAAGAAAGAAAGAGUUUGAAGAAAAUUUUCGGAAAAUAGAAUAUCAGAAAGCACUUAUCAGAUUGAUUAAUUCAUUAGAAAAGAUUAAAGAAUUCAUGGAUGAUAUAACUCAAUUAAAAGGAUUGAAUAAAUAUGUAAUUGCAACCAACAUUGAAAAAAGAUUUAAACAAUUAACUGAAGAAUAUAGGCCUGCAUGA
Messenger RNA from Cetraspora pellucida, 357 nucleotides. Lineage: Eukaryota; Fungi; Glomeromycota; Glomeromycetes; Diversisporales; Gigasporaceae. The record is from the annotation of a GenBank genome assembly.